CCUCACUUCCACUUCCACCAGGAAAGAGCUUCAUUUGGACAAUCACAAUAAAGGCAUCAAUUCUCUGAUGCUAAUGGAGUCAGGGGAAGAUAGAGAAACAGCAACACAUACAGAAGCUCAGGAGGCGCCAGUUGCAUCUUUAUAUCCUGAUUGGACAAGUUCUCUUCCGGCUUAUUAUAGUGCUGCUGCUACACCUCCCUUCUUUCCAUCAACUGUUGCUUCGCAUACUCCCCGUACCUAUAUGUGGGGAGGCCAGCCUCUAAUGUCGCCUUAUGGGACUCCGGUUUCAUAUCCUGCUAUGUAUACUCCUGGUGCAGUCUAUGCUCAUCCCAAUAUCGCAAUGGCUCCAAGUCAAAUGCAGGCAAAUGAAGACUCAGAUGCAAAGGCAUCUGAAGGGAAGAUAAAGUCUUCUGGGAAGAAACCAAUGAAAAUUUCUGGUGACAAGGUGGGAGAUAGAACUAGAGAAGCUUCUGGAUCGGGGCAUUAUGGUACCACCCAAAGUGCUGAAAGUGGAAGCGAUGGCUCUUCUAAUGAUGAGAGCGAUGAGAACAGUAACAAUGAGUUAUCUGCUUCGAAGAAGGGAAGCUUUGAUCAAAUGCUAGCUGAUGGUGCUGCCCAUGCUCAGAGCAGUCCUGUUCUUAAUGUGCCUGCAACAAAUUUGAACAUAGGAAUGAAUUUGUGGAGUUCUUCAGUGGGCCCUGGACCCAACACAAUGCUGCCAAAUGCUUCUGGAGUUUCACAAGGUGUGGUCUUUACUCCUGUGAUGGGGCGUGAAGGAAUGAUGCCAGAGCAGUGGAUUCCAGAUGAACGUGAACUGAAAAGACAAAAGAGGAAACAGUCUAACCGGGAGUCGGCUAGAAGAUCAAGAAUGCGCAAACAGGCGGAAUGUGAGGAGCUACAAAAUACGGUGGCCACACUGAGCAAAGAGAACCUGUCACUUAAGGAGGAGGUGCAAAGGUUUUCUAAGGAAUGUGCGAGGCUUGCUCUUGAGAAUAACUCCUUAAAGGAAGAACUAAUGAAGACUACGCACGGUGUUCCAUAAGUUGUGCCUAAGGUUGGGGUCAUUGGAAGCACGGCGGCGGAUGUGCAGACUAACAACAGCCCCAAAUAACAGAAAAUCAUAUACUCCAGUCCAUAUAUAAACAACAGUCAAAGUAAGGUAAUGUUGUUUACAAUUGGUGGGAGAAACUUGUGGAUUAUAUUAUAGGAACAAAUAGAUUUGCUGAGG
Cuscuta campestris is the source of this 1228-nucleotide messenger RNA. NCBI's taxonomy places the organism in Eukaryota, Viridiplantae, Streptophyta, Magnoliopsida, Solanales, Convolvulaceae. The record is from the annotation of a GenBank genome assembly.